Protopolystoma xenopodis is the source of this 1821-nucleotide messenger RNA. The record is from the annotation of a GenBank genome assembly. Lineage: Eukaryota; Metazoa; Platyhelminthes; Monogenea; Polystomatidea; Polystomatidae.
AUGUUGGGAAGCUUUUUCACCUCACCGGUUUCCAAAGCGUUUGACACAUUGAAGCAGGCGGUGAUUGAAUUUGUCGAAGAAGAAGAUAUUCCAGGACUGUCCGGUAGAGCGCACACUCAAAGGCGUGAAAAAGAACGAUUGUCCAAGCCAGGCUUUAGUGGGCCAUUCCCACACCAGCCGUGUCAGCAACAACGGGGGAAGAGCACUUCUGCUGAUCAGUUUCAGAUGCCUCCGCAUUCUCUGACACAGUCCUGGCGAGACGAGCAAAACGUGGGACAGUUACAAAUUGAACCGGAUAUACAGGAAGUCAGAUCACCUCCGACAAAAGAACGGUUAACCUCGGAACUGCAAAGCCAAUUGCAUGGAUUAGUUCAACCGACACGACUGCAGACCGCGAAUCAAGGGGUGUCGGUGCCAUCGACUGUAGCAACCGGUACCACGUUGCCCCAUCAGGACAACGUGGAGCAUAACAAGGAUCACCUUGGAAAACUGCAAAAUGACUCGUGGAAUGCCAGAUCGCUGGUAAAACAAAAGACAGUGAGGAGCCAAGACGAGUCUUUUCAUCGCGGUCAGCAAGUGAAUAGGGAAGAAUCGCAUCAGGAUUCAACGGAGCAAAUUGGCGAUUCACCUCAACAUUCCCCAGCUCUGAACCAACCGAAGUCGACCAAAAUGAUCCAACUUCCGCUGACGGACUAUGCAGAAUCCUCCGAAGAAACCUCCAAGGCAAGUGAACAAGCCCAUACUAUUCGGUCAGGCGACCAGUUGCCUGAAUGUGGGGAGAAACUACAUCAUUCCACAUCGUAUCCUUGGAAGCUGGCCGAGUCAGAAGAAGCUAAAAGGGAGAAUCAGCCCAGUAACCACCAUCUGCGGUCACCAAGUAGCCCUCACGAUCAACAUGUUCUCGUCGAAUCACAUCCCAACCUCCUCGUCGGGCACAAGGUAUCCAUUGGUACCGUCGUCCCUAUGCCAACUGUGGCCGACCAGCCUCAUUCACCGUCCCGCUUCUCAGUCUCUAGGAUCGUCCAUUUUGCAGGUGAUUCAAACUCGCAACAGGACCACGAGACUCUGGGCCAAAAGUUGAAAGUGACCGCCUCCUUUCUUCAGUCGGCACAGGCAGAAGCGUUUGAAGAGCCGAGAGAAGGUAUAAAACGGCUACGAGCGAUGCUCUUGGAUGCUCACAUCAGCCUGGACGACUGUCUGGGACCUCUGGCCAUCGACAAGACCAGCCUUCCGCGUCUCGGCGAGCCAAAGAGCUGGUCGGACGCUGAAGAGACUGUCUCGUGUACCAGCGAGCCCCUGUUUCCCAGACCACGGUCCCUUUCUCCCCAAGGCUCAGCUGCCUACGAUAGAUUUCUGGGCUCGGUACCCGGCCGACCGAUAGUCGCAUCACCGUUCCGCCCAAUUUCCGCGGCUCCCGCCUAUCCAGGCUCUCUGGAUCUUACGCAAGUGCCACAACUAAAGUCGCCCUGGUGGCGUCUGUCUCACACACGGACAGUAUUCUCCGAAAUGGGCAGUCGGGUUGAAGCCGACCCUCAAAUGGACUCGUUCUUGACCUCCAUUUUGGUGGAGCCUCAACUGCGCGGGCUAUUCACAUGGUCAUACGAUUCCGUGCCUGAGUACACCCCAGCUGGGGGACUCAUCACACUUCCCAUCGACGAAGUUGGAAUGUCCUCAAAUUUACAGUAUGGAAUGAAUGUACUCCAUCCUCCUCCGAGCUGGGCCAUGAAAAAUGAAGGUAAGAGGUGGUAUACUGGAGAGCACAUACCAAAGUGCUUGGCUCAGAGAUUCGGCUCUACAAAAGUGUUGGCGCCUCGUUUUUGA